AUGACCGAUAGCAUACCAUACUUCUUGGACGAAGAGGCGCACUUUUCUGGAUCUAAAAGACCAAGCAUCGACUCAUACGGAGGCGCCAUGAAUGCGAUUUCCAAGAUUGGGGAUGUACGAACUGUCCAACACUUGUUCGACAGGUUCCUUGCAGAUCACGGCAACCCGAAGUCUCAACGGUCGGUGACCCCCCUUCUUGCCGUUCACGCGAGGCUAGGUGAUGUGCGCGAGACGCGGCUACAAUUCGAUCGAAUUCCUACAGAAUUUGGUCUCCCGCUGAACACAGUUUGCUGGAACAUACUGCUUCUGGCGCACGCUACUGCCAAGGAUUUAUCGGGUGCUAUUUCUGCUUUCUCGGAAAUGCGAGAAAAUCAUGUACCUCCCAACUCGUACACAUUUGGCACACUGAUGGGGAUUUUCGCCCAGCGAGGUGACAUCGAAGCUAUCCGUCGAUUGCUCAAAGAGGCACAGAAGAGUCGAGUGUCAAUCACGAGGCCGAUGCUUGACACGGCUGUUCAGGCGUACUGCAAGAAUGGCCAAUUGGGUCAUGCAGAAGAACUUGUCGCAAGCAGCUGGAAUUUAGCGGUGGGAGGGUCUCCCUUGCGAAUGUGGAAUUUUCUUCUAAUGCGCUAUGCAUUCAGGGUAUCAAAAUUUUCCUUCCGGCGCGUCCUUGACCGCAUGGGACAACUAGGCUUGAAACCGGACGACAUGACUUACGCGGCCAUUAUGCUUGCUUAUGUCUAUGCUAGGCAGGUGGAUCGUGCGCAGACUACUCUCAGGCAGAUGCACGAAGCUGGUUUUGAACCUACCGAGUACCAUUAUUCUAUUCUCUUGCUUGGAUAUGUGAAGCAACGGAACCGGGAUAUGGUUCACGUCAUCUCUCGCGAAAUGCAAGCACGCUUCGGUCAACUUGGGAUGGAGGCGAGCUUGUUGAACCUGAGAAUGCAGAUCACGAGAGACUUGGGAAACGCAAAAUUUCUUCAAACUCCCGUUGAAGACAUCGUCUUGGAGAACGCAGAAAAGACACUUUCUGAAUCAAUCGCACAAUUCAAUGCCCAUCCGUCACCAGCCGACAGUCGAUUAUCUGGCUCGCUAGAGGGCUUUGCUCUUGAGUCUUUCACUGCCACGCACUAUCAACGACUGGUCGACGCAUAUGGCACCGAAGCUGGCGCCGAAAGGGCGCUCCAAGCCUUCAAUCGUUACAUGCAAUCCAGACGAACUGCAGGAUCAUCGGACGGCGAUGGAUUAGAAUCAUUGCCGAUUGGAUUCGUCACAGCUACUAUGAAAGCCUAUUCAAAAGCCCAGAACCAUCAGAAGGUGGAAGAGUGCUGGGUCAGUAUUAUGGCAAAUGUGAGCAAGACAGCUGGUACCUGUGACCUUGACAAAAUCUUGUCUGCUCGGUCGCCGAUGUCUACCCUGUCAGGGCCAGUCGAGUCCCGCCUCCCAUCGAUUCUUUCAAUGUCCACCAUUCAAGCAGAAAAGUCGAAAAUUAUUCCUGCUCAACGCUUCAUUCUGGACCAACCACUUUCGCUUCAGCUGGCAUCGUUGGGUCAGCGAGGCAUGUUUGAGAGAGUACAUCAAGUUGUGGCGGAAGUUCAGGCAGCAGGCUUUGCAUUGUCUGGUUUCAACUGGUCAAACUACGUUAGAGUGCUUGCGAAAUCUGAUAAUUUUCCCGACAAUGUGGAGGCAUUUCGACUGUUCGAAGAGAAGUUCAUUGCUCAUUUCCCUGGUUGGUCGUGGUUUCUCAAGGGAUAUGGCGUGAGACCGAUCAAUGCCCCCGUGACAAUCCUCCAUCUCGAAGGCCGCUCGGGUAUCACCAAAUCUCGCAGGAUGAUGGGAAAAGCGGCCCGACGGCAUUGGCGCCAAAUUGAACCAGAUUACAUGCACCCGAAUUACGCCACCAUGGUUCAACUAGCCGCCGCACUGCAGCGGCUCCGGCAAACAAGUAUUGUGGAGGGGAAAGAACGUCUGGCGACUAUCUAUGAAAUUGCGCCACAGACCGUUGAUGCCCUUGCUGCGAUGCCAUACGUGGCUGAUAAACUUCAGGGUACAAUUCUUCGCGGCAACGAGGCCAAGAGUGAUACUCCCCCACGCCCGCCCCGUGUAUUCUCCAUGCGUUCUGGUGUUCUUGGCUCCAGCAGCGACAUGCAUGAACGCCGCUUUAGUGACGCAACUAAGGAACCUCUUCUAUUGAGCAGUGACCAAUUUUCCGAGACCUCCGCCCCCGACUUAAAGCUUAUCCGCUCAAUUACCAGUGAGACCUAUGGAAUCCUCGGCCCUUUGGCGAGCAUCCUUCCUCGCGAGGACCAGGUUGACCUGGAAAGCACAAUUCUCGAGCAUCACAGAAUUUACCAACAAUGGAAGGUUCGAAAUGAGGAUUACAAGGAGCAUAUUGCUAAGGCGCAAAGAAAUAAUAAUCUUCCGCGGUUCCACGCUUACAAGCGACGUUUGGAGAAGUUGCAACAUGUCAACAUCCAAAGGCCGACUCCUGAGCGGCAACUUUUCGACAAGGCUAAUCGCAAGUGGAAGCUGGAUACUCCAGCCCACCUUCGCUACAACCCCACUUCUGGGCUCCACGUGAGACCCGGGCGCACACCAUCACAACGAUCGUCCGAACGGGGAAAAUUCGUCAAAUCCUGGACGCCCAGGGACAAGCCGGGCGAUGACCGUUGA
Messenger RNA from Penicillium expansum, 2673 nucleotides. RefSeq names its product putative translation regulator (Cya5). The record is from RefSeq and is a predicted model, not a curated record. Gene Ontology annotation, molecular function: protein binding. Lineage: Eukaryota; Fungi; Ascomycota; Eurotiomycetes; Eurotiales; Aspergillaceae. Bases 1 to 2673 code for a protein of 890 amino acids. The transcript has a single exon.